AUGAGUGGUGAAUCGAAUAAUACGUUCCCCUGUGCAUAUGAUCUCAGCGAUUAUGUCCAUAAUGGACAAUACAAUACGCAACUACAUACGAAUACUUCGCUUGUAAAUGAAGUAAAUACAAUACCCGUGGCCGAACCCACCUCGGAUCAUGGGACAAUCUCAAUAGGCAUUGAUUGCAACUUGGACCGGUAUUUGAAUUGCCCCUUUGGUACGUUGGCGCAGGGCACCUUUCUCGAUCUUAACGCUGAGGAAAAAUCUGGAUUGGCACACGCUAUCGCUUAUCAAUGCAUUGGCAGUAGCGACACGACGUUAUCGGACACAAAUAGCAACGGUGGCAAGCAAAGGGUUCGAGUAGAGAAGAAAUCUCAACGGCAGGCCUCAGGACCGUACUAUAACCAUGAGCGCUUUUCUUCGGGCCCUGGAGACAAUUUCUCUCCACAUCAGAAGGCCUCGCAUCUUCUAGAAGUGCCGACAGUGGAUACACGACUUAAAGCCCAUGUACUGACAAGGGCACUGUCGCACGUGCAACCUCCAACACGACUACCGCCAAUGCCCUGGCAUCAGCAUCCGCUUCGCCCGCAACCGGGUGCGCAGGGAACAGAAGCCCAAUCAUAUUCAACCCAUUUGUCCCAGCAAGUGCGAAAUCAUGGAUUAAUUGCAGUAGCUAAAAGUUUCUUUAUUAUCCAACCAGCACACCAGCCAGCUGCGGAUAGAGUCGAUUCCUUGAGUGAUGGCAGUCAGCUUGCAACUGCUGACCCUGAUCUCACUGUCAGGACCCAAAAGUCUUUGCCCGAGGAAAGGAGACAGGCACACUUGUAUGUCAUUUGCAAUUACGAACUUCUGGACAUGUGCGUCCCGCAACCGCAUAUGCUGUGGAAUAGUGGUAGUGAGUGA
Molecule: messenger RNA, 894 nt
Organism: Sphaeroforma arctica JP610
Lineage: Eukaryota; Ichthyosporea; Ichthyophonida
Exons: 3
Coding region: 1-894 (297 amino acids)
Source: RefSeq, a predicted model, not a curated record